Messenger RNA from Mycena citricolor, 499 nucleotides. NCBI's taxonomy places the organism in Eukaryota, Fungi, Basidiomycota, Agaricomycetes, Agaricales, Mycenaceae. The record is from the annotation of a GenBank genome assembly.
UAUCACUCAUGAUUCGUGUGCUUCGGCGUGAGGCCUCGCAACUGAUGGAAGAAUCUCACGAGGGAUGGAAAGCUGUAUCUACUGCUUCCACCGCAACUUGGUUUCCUUCUGCACCCUGCUGUACUCCAUCUCUGCUGCACUCCAUCUGGAUUGAUGACAAGCAAAUUCAUGGGCCGCCCACUAUGCCGCAGCUUCCUGCCGGUGCUCCAAGUUUUUCUGCGGCUCGAGGGAGGCAAUGAAAGUUAGGCUCCCCGCGAUGCCUGAGCUGUUGCUUUUCGGGUCGAACUGUGCUCUCUUUGUCCUCAGUAGUCGGAUCAGCCCACAUUCAGUCUACGGCACGCUCGAUCUACUGUAUGGCCUCAGUCUUGUGCAGAGGGUUGAGACACCCCAUCCCACACGUUUUCGGACGCAAAUACAUCAUCGGCCGUGACAUUGAAGAGCCUUGCUGCUGCCGCUGGCCUCCGUGGCCAUCAUUGGACAUGAAGCCUAUCUAGCAUGC